GCAGUCACUAAUUAACACAGUGUGCUAAUGGCAGUCACUAAUUAACACGGUGUGCUAAUGCGAGACCAACGUUAUAGAAGGCCUGAGCACUGACCUGUAACUUCAAACCUGUGGGCAGUUUAGACAAAUAGCUUGUUGCCAAGUCACUGGUCUGUACGACGUUUUAUACGUUAUGUUACGACGCUACAGGUCAGUGUUUGGGCAAUAGCUGUGCAAAGGUAUAGGCUAUUGUCAAUUGAUAUUGAUAUGAUUUCUGUUUUAAAAGAGGUAAUAGGGUUCAAAGAUGCUAUUUUUGCUGUCAGUGGAUAUGUUGUACAAAUUUGUCCUAGCAUAUGGAACGAGGAAUUUGCCUUUAUCUUUGUGUCUUUCUGAGUAUUUUAUUAGAUUUUGUUUAUGUGAAGUGGUCUACCACGUUAAUUUUACUUGUAUUUUUUUUUUACAAUACCUUGAUAAUAGUCCUAGAUUCUUGGUUAUCUUGUAUUGUGUAUUACAGAUAUGAGUUCUAUUACUAAGACAUACAAAAGGGCCAAUACCCAGUAACAAAGUUCACUCGAGAUGAAACAGAAGAACGAACCUUAAUACAGAAUGGGCCACAGUCGAGUCAGUAACUAAAACGAUGUUGUCCCUUCAAGAGACUAGCAGUAACUGUCCUAAAAGUCUACAAUAAUAACCUAAUAAUCUCUAACCCAAUGCCGUCACUAAAAAUGUCGCGUUCAAAGUCUGUUUUCUACAGUGCUUUUCUAAACUAAACUAAGUGUCUAACAAGGGUUGUCCAUUUAAUGUGAUCUUUGGGGCUGAGUAGGUUCUAUUUGGUAACUUCUGGAACUUGACUUCUGCUUUUCUUACAGUAUGUUAUAAAUUACAGACGUUACAUCAGAAAAGAAGAUAAUUACGUCAUACGCAUUUCAUGCGUCAAUCUAAUCAUGCAUGCUAAUCAUUGACUUAAACUCUAUUUAGUCGUUGGUUUUUCUGGCUGAUUCAGGCAACCCAUCCAUUCUCUAAUCUCUGUUAGCACAAGGGAAGAAGAAGCACUUGUACAAAUUCGUUCUAUGGAAUAAGAAACAAGGUUAGGCUUAGAGAUCAACUAAAAAAGAGGCGAAAGCAUAUCCUAAUUCGUUGACUCUGAGCCGACCAAUACAAAUAACAAAGAAAUUCAACGUAAUAUAAUCAUAACAUUUUUGCGAUCAAUAUUUAGAAUGGGUUGUAUCUAGUUUAUAUAUUUACUGGAGAGGGAAAAAAAAAACAAUGUAUAAAGUCAAAAUACUUUACUGCUCGCUAAAGCAGCCAUCUUGGUGACAUCACUAGAUAAUCCCACAGAAAACAAAAAUCUAUAGCAGAUUCACGCACUGGAAAAUACUCUCUAUUCGAAUUUUUCCCCCAUCUGCUUCUCUUUGUCAAUAAAAAUGUUGAGAAUUCGAUAAAUAUUCAUGAUAAAAAAAUAUUAAAUCUAAUGUCUCCCUUUACAACUAAAUAAAAAAUAAAAUCGGAAGACUUGGCAAAUGCUUUAAGGCGUUGUCAAAUUAUAUCGACUACUUUUAACCCUUAAAACGCGUGUGGUAUUUAUUUAUUGCAAUUCCAUUUUGUACGCACUCAUUUUAAAACAGCUCAGCACUUUAAGGGUUAAAGCAAAAUAUUGGUGAAACAGUUUCAAAUUGUGCUUAUUAAUAAGAACUAUUGUGUGCAUCUCUGAAAACGUUUAAUCCGACUGUGUCUCGGUGUAAUCAUAUCUGGCUAAGCUGUGAUGUUCAAAUACUUUAUUUGUUGCUGGGUAGAGGUCUGCAUGUAGAGCAGUGUGUCCAUGAUAUCAAGAUACAGUAAAUUUUGCUUUUGUUUGUCCGAAAUCAGCUAGCGAAUGGAUGAAUCAAGCGAUCCCCAAAAUACUCCUGAUGCUGAUCCCGAACCCACAUCCCCCAAAGAAGAGAACAAAGACCUCGCUAAGAGCAUCGAGAAACAAAUCACUAAGAACCUCGCAAGAUCCAACACCUUCAGACCCCAGCCCAUCAACAACAUCAAUGUGAACAUUCAGACUCACGCCCCUCACAUCUCCACAGAGGGCGACCAGAGCGCCAAAGGGCUUCUCAUGCCCCUGGCACAGCUGCAGUUCCCCAACUACAACAGCGCCGCUCCACAGGCGCCCCCCAAGCAGGAAGAGGCGCCAAUGUCCCCCACGGCGACGACGACGAACGUCAUUAUAAACCAGCCGAUGCAGGCGUCGCCCCAGCCACCACGCCCUUGGAGAACGGGCCUGUGCUCAAUAUGCGAUGAUUGCCAUAUCUGCUGUUGCUCAACCUUCUGUUUCAUUUGCUAUGCUUGCUCUAUUUCUGUCGACAUGGAUGAGUCGUGUUGUGUCCCUUGUUGCAUACCAGGCCCGGCAUCUUUAAUCGCAUUGAGGACUAAAAUAAGAACCCAGGAGAACAUUCAAGGAAGCAUCAUGAGGGACUGUUGUGCCGCCUUCUGGUGUCCAUCUUGUGCUUUGUGCCAACUGGCCAGGGAGGUGAAGUACGUCAACUUGACCAAGACAGAAUAAAAAAAACUGUUACGUCAACACCAGAACCGACUUUGGGUUGAGACCUAGAUUUCCAACAAGGAAAAAAACAACAAUUUUUGUUUAAAGCUCUAUAUCUUUUGAAAUGUUAAUAUUUAUUUACCAGUCUUAACAUUUAUUUGAUUUUUGUUAAGACAUCAGUUCAGGGCUAGUAUGUUCAACAGUCAGACGCUUUCUUCUUUGUAGACACUGGCCACCAUAUGUUUAAGAUGUUUUUUUUUUUCAUUUUUUUUCAGUGAAAAGUUUAAUUACUGGAAUAAUUUUUAGUUUCUUUGUUUCCUUUUAAAACCAUUCCUUGCUUCAUUAAAAAUCUAUAUAGUUUUAGGCUUAGUUCAAUGAUUAUCUUUAGAACUGAGUAGUGUUGUAGCUAUUUAUUUCAUGGCUUAGCUAGUACACACUUUUAGAUCAAUUUAAAAACAGCAACAACAUUUUAACAUCAAUUUGAGUACAAUGUAGACCAUAUGCUCAACUCACGUCGUAUACGACGCCGUUCAACAGUUUACUGCGAAAGAUCUGUUCUUUAGGCUUACAUGUAUAAGCCAAUAGUUCAAAUCUGAUACGAAUCGGACACUAUUUUAUUUUUUAAUUUUGAAUAGACCAAUAGAUACACAUUAAACUAUCUCGAACGUAGAUGACGGGGAUCAAAGCUUCCGGAAAGUACCGAAACGUUAUUAGGUAUGCGCAGUUACGCAGUAACAAAACCAAUAUACAGAUUAGAAAUGGAUUUGGCUCUUGUAGACAAACGUAGAGUAUACGAUCAUGACUCAUUUAUUCAGUUCUACUAUAUUUAUCUAUUUUAUUCACUUCACUUUUCAAAUAGUCACUGCUAUAAGGUGUGUUAAUUUGCGCCUAUGUAAGGUCUUUAGGAUUAAAUCUUGUUCAUUUUAUCCUUUUUAUUUAAUUUUAACUUUAUUUAUUAUUUUUUUAUUUUUCUUUUUUUUUUUGGUAAUUGGACUGAUACGUGUAGAAAUCUUACAACUAUCUAAUGAUGCGUAAACCAUUAAUAACGCGAUUAAUUGAUCCAAUAUUUCUUGUUUUAAAUUAACAUUGACAGUGUUUUCUUGUGAGCCAAGAAUGCUUAGCGGCAACAAAUCUGUCCAACACUUCAGUUACCUAACGCAAUUCAAAACAGACUAAACUAACGAGCCCACACAAUACAACGUAUCAUAAGAUUUUAUACAAGUCUUCUUGAGUCUAUUAGAAACUUUAUCUUGAUCCCCCAGCUGCUAGCACAUUCCUAAUCCCAUAUGCUAGGAUAAAUUCCUAAAAGUGCUUCUUCUUCCCUAGUGCCAUUACAGCAUUGAAUGGGUUGCCUCCUGAUUCAGCCAGGAAAACCAACGACUUAGCAUAGUUGAAGUACGGAAGACUAGAUUGGCACAUGAAAGCGCGUUGGGCGUAAUUAUCUUCUGUUUGAAGUAACGUCUGUAAUUUAUAAGAUAGUAAAAUCACGGCUGUAGUGAUAAAGGUUAACCCUUAACAUUUAAGUGUAGCAAACACGCUGGCAAUGAAUAAUCGUUUGAACAGCCUGGUCAUAUUAGCAAACCUUUAAGUGUUAAAACUAUCUUCCGAGAACUAGAUCUAGUGCAAAGUUAAUGCUGGAUUCAAAAUGAAAUAAAUAACUAGAUAUAAAAAGAGAAACGAACUCUUCUUGCUUUAAAAACUAUAUAAAUUUUAUCGUCCAUCAUGAACACUAUUUCCAUGUAGCUAUUGUAGGCUCUACCAGAUUUAUUUGUCUUUUUCAUUCCUUUAGUAGACCAGUGUUUCCCAAACUGCGCUUCGCGGAACCGUAGUGUUCCGUGAGGCCUGAAAAGGGGUUCCACAAACUAUUAGACCACGCCCAUCUUUUUCAAAUUUAGAAUAUAUUUCAUACGAUGUUUCAACAGCCGUGGGCCAGUUUUUUUUUUCUAUAAUCGUGAAGGUUAAAGUUCAUGCAGUGUUCAAAUUCUAAAGUACUUACAAAUAUACUUACUGUGAUUUUUAACGAAACAAAAUUCUGUAAAUUAAUGAUGUAAAUUAACGGUGUAAAUAAAAUAAAUUCAUUUUAACGUUA
Messenger RNA from Biomphalaria glabrata, 4595 nucleotides. RefSeq lists its product as uncharacterized. The record is from RefSeq and is a predicted model, not a curated record. The transcript is spliced from 5 exons. Bases 1853 to 2527 code for a protein of 224 amino acids. Lineage: Eukaryota; Metazoa; Mollusca; Gastropoda; Planorbidae.